GCUAAGUUCCUAGACUAUAAAAUGAUAAAUAGCAGAACUGUUGGAACCCAAGUUCAAGAACUACAACUUAUUUUUCAUGACCUUAUUGCUGAAGGUAUGGUAGUUAAUGAAGCAUUUCAAGUGGCUGCGAUGAUAGAAAAGUUGCCUCCUUCGUGGAGAGAUUUCAAAAAUUAUCUAAAGCACAAGCGUAAGGAAAUGAAGUUGGAAGAUCUUGUGAUUCGUCUCAAGAUUGAGGAAGAUAACAAAACAGCAGAAAAGAAGUUGCGUGGAAAUUCAACAAUUAUGGGAGCGAACAUCGUUGAAGAUGUUGCUCCAAAGAAUAAGAAAAGGAAGCAACCUUUUGGAAAGAAUCAGGAGCAGAACAAGAAAAAGUUCAAGGGCAAUUGUUAUAAUUGUGGGAGAUUGUAA
Molecule: messenger RNA, 408 nt
Organism: Solanum dulcamara
Lineage: Eukaryota; Viridiplantae; Streptophyta; Magnoliopsida; Solanales; Solanaceae
Exons: 2
Coding region: 22-408 (128 amino acids)
Source: RefSeq, a predicted model, not a curated record